Lathyrus sativus (Indian pea) is the source of this 3033-nucleotide messenger RNA. Lineage: Eukaryota; Viridiplantae; Streptophyta; Magnoliopsida; Fabales; Fabaceae. The record is from the annotation of a GenBank genome assembly.
AUGGCGUGGUUUAAUGCGAAAAAUGCUUGGGGGAACUUCCCUGAUUUGGCGGGAGCGGUGAAUAAGCUUCAGGAGAGUGUGAAGAGUAUUGAGAAGAAUUUCGAUAAUGCUCUUGGUUUUGAAGAGAAAGGAGGGGAAUCCAGCAAUGAAGAUUCAGGAUCAUGGCCUAUACCUACCGAUGGGAAGGCGCUAUUCAAUCCUGUCUUAGCUUUUAUGGGGAAUAAAAGUGAGGAGGAUAGUGAAGAAACAUCUGAAAAUGUUGAAUCCUCUCGACAAGAUUCUGAACCUGAGACGUCAAUGGAAAAACCUGAGUCUGUGGAUCAUAUUCCUGUGGCCGAGGGAAAAGAAGCCUCUGACACUGAUAAAAGAGACAAUGUAGAAGCUGAAGAAACCACCAUUAAAAGAGACAACGUGGAAGCUGAAGAAACCACCAUUAAAAGAGACAAUGUGGAAGCUGAUGAAACCACCAUUCCAGAGGAAAAUAAAGUGCACGAGGCAGAAGAAGAUGGUGAGCAUGUAGAGUCAGCGGAUGGAACAACUGUACAAGUUUUGAACCACGGAAAGGACGAACACCAGUUACCAGAAAUGCUUAUUGAAUUGCCUGAAUCUCCCAUUCCAAAGUCCGAGAAUUCGGAUUCUAUUAGCAAUCCUCAAGAGAAAGAGAUUGAUGAAGUGGGAACCUUGGAAAGUUCAGUGAUGAUGCAACCCAUGGUUUCUAAUCGUGGAGAUGAUGUAGUUGAGGGUGGUACUAGUGAUCCUGGCGAGUCUCAUGCUACUAGUGGUGUGCAUGGGACUAUUGAAGUCGAGACAGAAGAGGAGAGUAAAGAAGAGAUGGUACAAGCAGAGGAAAGUGUAGAGAGAAUUUCUUCUGUUCAACCUGAGGCAUCAGACAGUAAUGAGCAAAGAGAUGAUACAUACACUUCUGUUCUUCAUUCUGUGCCUUCUGAAGAAACCAACAGCACCAAUCAAUCGUUUAAUGAACACCCAUCCAGUGCUACUCCAAAUGAAUCGCCUGAGGUUGGAUCUGAUUUGGUUUCACGUGACAAUGAAACUACAGUUAAUGAAAAUGAAAGGGGCCAUCUUGCCAAUAAUAUUGAAACUGACAUAAAAGAGCAACAUUUGAGCUCUGUAAAAACUAUGUAUGACUCAGAUUCCAUACUUGAGCUUGAAAGGGUGAAAAGGGAGAUGAAAAUGAUGGAGGCAGCACUACUAGGUGCUGCAAGACAAGCUCAGGCUAAAGCUGAUGAAAUAGCAAAAUUGAUGAAUGAAAAUGAACAAUUCAAAGCUUUAAUUGAAGAUUUAAAGAGAAAGUCCAAUGAAGCUGAAGUUGAGUCUUUGCGAGAGGAAUACCAUCAGAGGGUUUCGACUCUUGAGAGAAAGGUUUAUGCUCUCACCAAGGAAAGGGAUACACUUCGAAGAGAGCAGAAUAAAAAAAGUGACGCAGCUGCUCUAUUAAAGGAAAAGGAUGAAAUAAUUAAUCAAGUUAUGGCAGAAGGUGAAGAGCUUUCCAAAAAGCAGGCCACUCAAGAAUCUACAAUGAGGAAACUUAGGGCUCAGAUUAGAGAUCUUGAGGAGGAGAAAAAAGGUUUGACAACUAAGCUUCAGGUAGAGGAGAAUAAGGUAGAAAGUAUCAAGAGGGACAAGACAGCUACAGAGAAGUUGCUGCAAGAAACUAUAGAAAAACAUCAAAAUGAAAUUGCAGUGCAGAAGGAAUAUUACACAAAUGCUUUAGCUGCUGCUAAGGAGGCUGAAGCAUUUGCAGAGGCUCGAGCCAACAGUGAAGCAAGAACUGAGCUAGAGAGUCGUCUAAGAGAAGCCGAGGAACGUGAAUCUAUGCUAGUCCAGGCACUCGAAGAGCUGAGACAAACAUUAAGUAGAAAGGAACAACAGGCUGUCUUCAAAGAAGACAUGCUUUGUAGAGACAUCGAGGAUCUUCAAAAACGUUAUCAGGCAAGUGAAAGACGGUGUGAGGAACUGAUUACUCAAGUUCCAGAAUCUACAAGGCCGCUUUUAAGGCAAAUUGAAGCCAUGCAGGAAACAAAUGCCAGAAGAGCUGAAGCUUGGGCUGCUGUUGAAAGAAGUCUUAACUCUCGACUUCAGGAAGCCGAGGCUAAAGUUGCAACUGCUGAGGAAAAAGAGCGAUCUAUGAAUGAUCGCCUGUCUCAAACCCUGUCUCGAAUUAAUGUUCUCGAGGCUCAGAUUUCAUGUCUUAGGGCCGAACAAACUCAAUUAAGUAGGACCCUGGAAAAGGAGAGACAAAGGGCAGCUGAAAGUAGGCAGGAAUAUCUUGCGGCAAAGGAGGAAGCUGACACUCAAGAAGGUCGUGCGAGACAGCUUGAGGAAGAGAUUAGAGACCUAAGACAGAAACACAAGCAUGAGUUGCACGAGGCAUUGAUGCACAGGGAGGUUCUUCAGCAGGAAAUAGAAAAAGAAAAGGCCGCCCGAUCAGAUCUGGAGAGGACCGUUCGCGUUAAUUCUGUUCCAUCAUCAGAUCAAACUUCCAAAACAAAGCAUAACUCUGCUUUUGAGAAUGGGAAUCUGGCCCGAAAAAUCUCUAGUGCAAGCUCUGUAGGAAGCUUGGAAGAAAGCUAUUUUCUUCAAGCAUCACUGGAUUCAUCUGACAGUUCUUCUUCUGAACGGAGAAACCCGGGAGAACUAAGCAUGAGUCCUUACUAUAUGAAGAGCAUGACACCCAGUUCUUUUGAGGCUGCACUUCGUCAGAAAGAGGGUGAACUUGCUUCAUAUAUGUCACGCCUGGCAUCAUUGGAAUCUAUUCGUGACUCUCUUGCUGAAGAGUUGGUCAAAUUGACAGCACAGUGUGAAAAGCUGCGUGGAGAGGUUGCUGUGCUCCCUGGCUUAAAAUCAGAGCUAGAAGCACUGAGGAGGAGGCACUCGGCUGCUUUGGAGUUGAUGGGUGAACGUGAUGAAGAGCUGGAAGAACUUCGUGCUGAUAUUGUCGAUUUAAAGGAAAUGUACAGAGAACAAGUCAACCUACUUGUGAAUAAGAUCCAGAUAAUGGGUACUAACACCUAA